AAUUACUAUAGCGCUUGUUUCGUUCGUUCGUGGUUCGUGUUGAUUAUUCGGUUGAUCGUUGUCGCGAGCUUGGUUGCUCUGCGUGGUUUGAUACGCUGUGAUCCCGUUUUGAAAUGCCUAAAGCCAUGCAGCUGCGCGACCCUUCGCUUCCCCGCGGUGACGUAAAAACAUCCUCGUGAUGGGAUCCCAUUAUCGGUCUCCAGCAGAAAUCGCUGGCGAUUGCCCAUCCGUUGCUCCUGGAGCACCCGCUGUUCUGAAAACGAAACUAAGGUCGGGCGUGCGCGUUGGGUGAACGCGAACAUGGGCAGCGGUGCAGUGGCCGUUAACCCGUUGACCCACGACUCCCACACGGCGUGGAAUCGGCUCAAGACGACCCAGACGGUGCGCACCGUGGCUCCACUUUCACUGGACACGCCGAUCAAGGAUGACGCCGUGCGUUUUGUGUGCAUCUCGGACACGCACAGUGCGAUCCAGCGCAUGCAAUACCCGAUACCUGACGGUGACGUACUGCUCCACGCCGGCGAUUUUACGAAGAAGGGAUCGCCCCACGAAGUGGGCGCGUUUAGCGCGUUUCUGGCUACCCUUCCACACAGGCACAAGUUCGUCAUAGCGGGAAACCACGAGCUGUCCUUUGACCCUGCCACUACUUGGUAUACGAAAUCUCGUGAACAAGCUGUGCUCGAAGACGCUGUGGCCCGUGUCAAGCGGCAACUAGUCAACUGCACCUACCUGGAGGAUGCCGAGGCCACUGUCUAUGGCCUCAAGGUCUAUGGCUCUCCCUGGCAGCCGCGGUUCAACAACUGGGCCUUCAACCUUCAGCGGGGGCAGGCGCUGCUUGAAAAAUGGAACUGCAUCCCGACUGACACGGACGUGCUCAUGACACACACUCCCCCGGUCGGCCAUGGCGAUUUUUGUGUCCGGAACCGUCACGUGGGUUGCGUCGAGCUUCUGAAUGUUGUGCAAAACCGGGUGCGGCCGCGCUACCAUGUCUUUGGUCACAUCCACGAGGGCCACGGUACGACAACUGAUGGCGAGACGGUGUUUGUGAAUGCGGCCAUCUGUGAUGUUCACUACAGGCCAGUCAACGCACCAAUCAUCUUUGAUGUCCCACUACCAGAAGGUGCCUCUAAAGUUGCUGAUUGAACUGCCUGACGGUUCGAAGAAACAUGUCACCAGAUGUUCCUAUCUCACGUGUUUCUGCUGGUUACUUUGCGUGCUGGCGAGGCAAUGUUGUAGUGUUAUUGCUGAAGAUCAUAUUCAAUAUUUUUGUGAUCCUGGUUA
Messenger RNA from Dermacentor albipictus, 1281 nucleotides. RefSeq names its product UPF0046 protein C25E10.12. NCBI's taxonomy places the organism in Eukaryota, Metazoa, Arthropoda, Arachnida, Ixodida, Ixodidae. The record is from RefSeq and is a predicted model, not a curated record. Gene Ontology annotation, molecular function: hydrolase activity.